Messenger RNA from Racocetra persica, 120 nucleotides. NCBI's taxonomy places the organism in Eukaryota, Fungi, Glomeromycota, Glomeromycetes, Diversisporales, Gigasporaceae. The record is from the annotation of a GenBank genome assembly.
AUAAUUAUAAUGGCAUAGUUAAGAUAUUUGAAGUAGAUGAUUUUGAUUGCAAUAAAGCUCAAGAAGAAUUAGUUGAUAGUAUAGUUGAAGCAGAUAAUUUCAAUUGCAAUAAAGUUCAAG